CAAGCACACAGUUACCGGUCGAUAUACUUUACAAGCGACCUUGGUCCUAAUUUCAUAAGACAGCGAUGUCUGGUCGCUACGCCCCGCUCCCCAACCCACGCGCGGACCCAGACGCCAGCAACGAGAUGGAAGCCGCAUUCGACGACUCGGACGACGAGGGUGAGCAGGCGCCCCUCGCCGGCCGCACCGUUGUCUCCAACCAUCCACUCGUGGACAACAACGACCCCUCGGUGACCGCGACCAAUGCCGUCUCUGCGUACGGACGAUCUCCCCCAGCACCGGGAACUUACGACUUUGAGAACGUCGACUACGACUACCCGCCCCCGGGCUCUCCGCCUGCGCCGUCUGAUCGCGCGCUGCCUAACUCGCAUGGCAAUUCGAACGGGAUCGUGCCCUCUGCAUCUUCCGCCGUGGCGGUGGACACAUAUAGGGGCCCGCCGCGAGGCUGGUUCGGCCGCACGGCGGCGGCCGUGCUGCCUGCUCAUUAUGUGACGAGGUUUGGGUUGGAUAGGGAGCGGCUGAGCACGAAUGACGGAAGCGAGCGGAGGAGGGUCGUCGGCGGAGGAACGCAGAACGACGGCGUGUUUGCGAAUGUCACGGCCAAGCCUACCGCCCCUCGGCGAGUGCAAGAAGGCGACGAAACAUAUUUGGUACCUGAAGAAGCUCAGAAGGACGCUCCACCAUCCUACCAGGCCGCCCAGCUUGAUGCCGUGCCGCCUUACUGGGAGACGACCGUUCACCUCCCCUCCAGCGCCAACAGCCCCGGCGAAGUCAUGAUCGACGGCUUAUCCACCGGAUCGCUGUUCUCCUUCCUUUGGAACAUGCUUGUCAGCGUCUCCUUCCAAUUCGUCGGCUUCCUCCUCACCUACCUCCUUCACACCACCCAUGCCGCCCGUCUUGGCAGCCGAGCUGGCCUGGGCGUUACCCUCAUCCAAUACGGCUUCGCUCUUCGCUCUCGCGCAGACAGCUGGGCCACCCCCGUACCCUCCGACUCUUCUGAUCCUUCGCUUUGGUCCUGGGACACACCCUCUCCCUCACCACCCGCGCCGUCCUUCGACACCGCCAAAGAGGCCGAGGACUACUACAAUAGCCUCGCUCUCAACGGGACCGACGGCGCACUCCCGUCGGACGACUACGUGAUCGACACGGGCGACACGCCGGCGGCUUGGCUCGCGUUCGCGCUCAUGACCGUCGGCUGGUUCGUCCUCCUCACGUCCCUCCUCGGCUUCUGGCGCGUGAAGCGUUGGGAAGCUGGCAUCCUCGCCUCGCCCGCGGCCUCGUCUGCGCCGGCGGCGUCCUCACAACCGCGCCACCCGCUCGCGCGUGUGUUCGACGUACCGGGGCUCAGCGGGCGGGCCUCCCUUCUCAGCCGCGGGCUAGGCCUCGACCGGCUGAUGCAACACCGCCAGGCGCCCACGGCCGACGUCGUGGAGGACAUAUUUGCGGUUGGCCCGGAUGACGAGGACGAGGUGGAGGAUGCGAGCAGGCGCAGUCUCCCUGGCCACACACAGUUUGUGAUCCCCGUGGACGAGAGCGACCCCGAGCGGACUCGGCAGAUCGUGCAGGCAUAUGCGGCGGAGGAGCGGUUGCACCGCGAUUUGCGCGCCGCGGGGCUGCUGUGAGAUGCAGAGGUGAACGAGUUAGUGGCUACGGUGGGCUAUGGUUCUUCUAGUUUUGUACAGAUAUAUUGGUAUUGGUUGGUUUUGCUCGCUCGCUUAUCUACCCCUUCCCCUUCCUUCCCCGAAUGCGUAUGGACGAAUGAUGCGGUCCUUUCUUCGGUUUGUAUGACAUACAUUAAAACAACACAACCCUAACAGAGUUGACGUCUUUCGCUCUGAAAAAGGUCGC
Molecule: messenger RNA, 1848 nt
Organism: Punctularia strigosozonata HHB-11173 SS5
Lineage: Eukaryota; Fungi; Basidiomycota; Agaricomycetes; Corticiales; Punctulariaceae
Exons: 4
Coding region: 66-1622 (518 amino acids)
Biological process (GO): positive regulation of protein ubiquitination; vacuolar transport; metal ion transport
Cellular component (GO): endoplasmic reticulum; perinuclear region of cytoplasm; Golgi apparatus
Source: RefSeq, a predicted model, not a curated record